Molecule: messenger RNA, 930 nt
Organism: Torulaspora globosa
Lineage: Eukaryota; Fungi; Ascomycota; Saccharomycetes; Saccharomycetales; Saccharomycetaceae
Gene: RSM24
Product: mitochondrial 37S ribosomal protein mS35
Exons: 1
Coding region: 1-930 (309 amino acids)
Biological process (GO): mitochondrial translation
Cellular component (GO): mitochondrial small ribosomal subunit
Molecular function (GO): structural constituent of ribosome
Source: RefSeq, a predicted model, not a curated record
AUGAUUAGGAAAGGUGCUUUGCGUUUGUUGAGCUCCUCUGCGAGAUCCCUUGCGGGAGAGACGGUAGGGACAUCGCACGCGAACCCUCAAGUAGCCAGAGCGGGAUCAAUUUCAUCCAAUCUAUACCUAGAGCCAUCUAAAUGGAAGGGACUGCCAUCUGAGAAGAUCUUCCAUUUGUACCGGGAGAGAAUUGUGAAACUGGGAUCGGAAUAUAAACCGUGCGACGAGGAAUUGCAAGCGUUGCUCAGUACUGCGAAAGAGACUGGAGUUCUGGAGCGUGAUAUCAAGAAGAUAUACUACAACGGUGAAAAAGGAGCAUCAGAUAUCCUUGGAGGCGGCUUACAGGAUAGUUAUAGCCCUAGGCCCUUUAUGUUCGACGAUCUGCCCAGUCAAGCCCAAGAUCUAGUCGCGCAGCAUAGAGAACAGCGGUUCUAUAACCGGCUGGCAGCUUAUGAACUGCCUCUUUUGGCUCAGUAUCGUCAGCCUUACAGGAGACCAUCGCCCAAGACACACCCUGUGCAGUACCGUUUCACAACCUACUUGGGCGAGGAUCACCCUAACGCUAGCAAAGUUGUGCUAAGGGUCAAGACGGAGGAACUAGGGCUGAACAAGAGAGAAUUGCAUAAAUUUCGUCUGCUUGCAAAGACGCGUUAUGACCAUUUGACCGAUGUGUUUAAAAUGUCCAGCAGCAAGUUCCCAGAGGCUGCCCAGAACGCUCGUUAUUUGAACGAUAUCUUCAAGAGACUGUUGACAGAGGCCAAAGAUCUCACCGACGACUUUAGCGAUGUUCCUUUGGACACACGGCACACCCAGGCUAAGAAUCUGCGUAAAAAGAAGCACGAUUACGCUUUCCCUGAAGAGUGGAAGCGCCCCGAAGAUGCUCCAAAGCACAAGUUCAGAAUCGUAGAAGAGAUUGAAAAGAACUUGUAA